CGCUUUUCUUUAUAUUCUCAACUACUUGCAGCAUCUCAUCGCAUUCCUCUUUCUUCACUUCAUGUCACACUGAAAGGUAGUUAUUUGCCCUUUUCCAAUCAGCCGAACAGCAUCAUGGGAACAGCCACAGAGAAAGAAGAGAUCCGCCGCUUGUUCGACCCUUCAGAAGACAUAUGCACGCAAAACAUCCCGCGCUCCGAACUCAUCAUUUACAACCCCAAGAAACAAACCUCCGAGCUCCAAAUGACGUGCGAAACGAGACCAUUUCCCUUCAGGGACACCGGAACCCUUGUCAUCCACUUACACGGCGCAUGUCACGGCAACGGCAAACUCAACUCCAAUGCCAAGGCUUCAUACGGCAUCUACCUUGGACCUGGCUCUCGUUACAACACCGAGGAACUUCUCCCUUCUUCUCUUCCGCAAACCAGCACGUGUGCAGAUGUUUAUGGGCUAGCGCAUGCUCUGGAAAUAGUGAAAAAUAUCGCGAAGGACGACGCCAGACUCGAGCGGGUCAAGAUCGCCACUGAUUCGCGCUUCUUAAUUCAGGCGAUGACGGAGUGGAUGAAUAUGUGGAUCGAGCAUAAGGGAUUUACGCCUCAGGGCAGGCCCGUUGCGCAUUUUGAGACACUCAGAAAUCUUCAUGAUAGCCUCAACUAUUUGGAAUCCGCCGAAGGAGGCUACGAAGUGCAGUUCUGGCAUGUUCCAAGGGAGAUGAACAAAGAAGCUUACGCGUUAGCGUAUGCGGCACUGGAUGAUGUUUGA
Molecule: messenger RNA, 762 nt
Organism: Aplosporella prunicola CBS 121167
Lineage: Eukaryota; Fungi; Ascomycota; Dothideomycetes; Botryosphaeriales; Aplosporellaceae
Exons: 1
Molecular function (GO): RNA-DNA hybrid ribonuclease activity; nucleic acid binding
Source: RefSeq, a predicted model, not a curated record